AGAGGUGACAGAACCACAUGGAGAGAGAGAGAGAGAGAGAGAGAGAGAGAGAGAGAGAGAGAGAGAGAGAGAGAGAGAGAGAGAGAGAGAGCAGACAACAAAGUAAUACAACCACAAAGACAACAUCUAAAUCACCAGUAAACAUCAGGGAUGGACCAGCCUCUGUUCCUCCUCCUUGUUUUCUCAGGGCUGUCCAUCCUCCCCUCAUCCCUCACUCAUCAGUUCCACUUUGUGAAUUUGAAUAAGACCUGGACUGAAGCUCAGCGUUUCUGCAGACAGAACUACACUGACCUGGCCACCAUAGAUGACAUGGCAGAUAUGAAGAAGCUCAAUAGCACAGUAUCAGCUAGUUGGAGAGGAUCAGCCUGGAUAGGGCUGUAUAACAUAAUCUGGAGGUGGUCUCUGGGAGACAGAGAGUUAGAGGGGGAGGUGUUUUGGGAUGAUCAUCAUCCAAAUAAUGAUGCCGAAACGUUGUGUGUGUAUAUGUUGCUAAAUGCGACUUGGCAAAAUUAUGACUGUAGUAAAACAUUUCAUUUUGUCUGCUAUGAUGAAAAAAAUGCGACCAAUAAGUACAUUCUCAUUGCUGAAUAUAAGACUUGGAGUGAUGCUCAGCUCUACUGUCGGAAGAAACACACAGACCUGGCCAGUGUGAGGAACACAACAGAGAGGGACGCCAUUAAGAGUAUCUUACCUAACGUCACUGGUAUCUACAGAGUGUGGAUUGGUCUGAAUAAAUCUCUUGGAGUCUGGAGGUGGUCCGACCAGAGUGGCUUCUCUAUCAAGAGCUGGGAAACAUACAAGGAGAACAAUGCAGAUGGGAGUUAUCAGAACGGAGAGUUCUGUGGUGAAGUUACUUUCCCUUCUGGAAAGUGGAAUUAUCAGGGUUGUACCACCAACACUCAUUUUAUCUGCUAUGACGAUGAACUGGUCCUGGUCACAGAGAACAAGACGUGGUCAGAAGCCCUGUGGCACUGCAGAGACCUGGACAUGGAGCUGGUGUCUGCCCACAACCAGAGCAUCCAGCACCUGGUCCAACAGAGAGCCAAGAAGGCCUCCACUCCCUUCGUCUGGCUGGGCCUGAGGUACACCUGCACCCUGGAAUUCUGGUUCUGGGUCAAUGGAGAAGAGUCCUGCUACCACAACUGGGCCAAGGGGGAGGGCUACAACACCAGCAAGGAGCAGUGUGGGAACACGGGGGCCAUUCAGAGAGACGGGGGACAGUGGGUCGGCAAGGCUGAGACUGAGAGAUUCAACUUCAUCUGCAGCAAAAGUGAUGAUUACUAGGACCAGACCCUGUUCUGUAGACCAGCUGAACCCUACAGCCAACAUUGUUCCAGACCCUGCUGUGUAGACCAGCUGAACCCUACAGUCCAGAAUGUUCCAGACCCUGCUCUGCAGACCAGCUGAACCCUACAGUCCAGAAUGUUCCAGAUAUACUCAGAUUUACAUCAUACAAGGUGAUGGAUACUCAUUAUUUUUUUAAUAUAUGUGUAUUUAUUUACAGAUAACUCCAGAAGUUUUGGGACAGUGACAAAUGUUUAGUUGUUUUGGCUCUGUACUCCAGCACUUUGGAUUUGAAAUGAUUCAGCUGUGAGUUUGAAGUGCAGACUGUCAGCUUUAAUUUGAGGGUUUUUCAUCCAUACUGAGUGUACCGUUACAGCUCUUACAGAACUUUUUGUACAUAGUCCCUCCCAUUUUAGGGGACCAAACAUAUCGAGACAAAUUUACUUACAGUAUGUGUGUAAUAAUGUAGUCAAAAGGUCAGUAUUUGGUCCCAUAUUCAUAGCACGCAAUUUUUACAUCUGGCUUGUGACUUUACAAACCUGUUGGAUGCAUUAGCUGUUUGUUUUGGUUGUUUCAGAUUAUUUUGUGCCCAAUGGAAAUGAAUAGUAAAUAAUGUACAGUGUCAUUGUGGAGUCACUUUUAUUGUAAAUAAGAAUAUAAUAUGUUUGUUUCGAAACACUUAUACAUUAAUGUGGAUGCAAACAUUAUUAUGGAAAUUCAAGAAUAAUGGUGAGCGAGAAAGUUACAGACACACAAAAUUACUGACUGUCUGCAAUUUAACCUCAUAGACAUUGUAUUAUUUAAGAUCCAAAGUGCUGGAGUACAGAGCCAGAAGAACACACAUAGUGUCACUGUCCCAAUACUGUUGGAGCUCACUGGAAAUAAAACAUAGAGCUACAUAGUUCUCACUGGAAAUAAAACAUAGAGCUACAUAGAGCUCACUGGAAAUAAAACAUAGAGCUACAUAGAGCUCACUGGAAAUAAAACAUAGAGCUACAUAGAGCUCACUGGAAAUAAAACAUAGAGCUACAUAGAGCUCACUGGAAAUAAAACAUAGAGCUACAUAGAGCUCACUGGAAAUACAACAUAGAGCUACAUAGAGCUCACUGGAAAUACACCAUAGAGCUACAUAGAGCUCACUGGAAAUAAAACAUAGAGCUACAUAGAGCUCACUGGAAAUAAAACAUAGAGCUACAUAGAGCUCACUGGAAAUAAAACAUAAGAGCUACAUAGAGCUCACUGGAAAUAAAACAUAGAGCUACAUAGAGCUCAUUGGAAAUGAAACAUAGAGCUCACUGGAAAUAAAACAUGGAGUUCACUGGAAAUAAAACAUAAAGCUACAUAGAGCUCACUGGAAAUAAAACAUGGAGCUACAUAGAGCUCAAAGGAAAUACAACAUAGACCUACAUAGAGCUAACUGGAAAUGAAACAUAGAGAUUCAUAGAUCUCACUAGAAAUAAAACAUAGAGCUUCAUUGAGCUCACUAGAAAUAAAACAGAGCUACAUAGAGCUCACUGGAAGUAAAACAUAGAGCUAUGUAGAGCUCACUGGAAAAAACAUAGAGCUACAUAGAGCUCACUGGAAAUAAAACAUAGAGCUAUGUAGAGCUCACUGGAAAUAAAACAUAGAGCUACAUAGUGCUCACUAGAUUAUUGUGACAUGUUUUCAAUAUUUGUAUAUUAUAACAUGUGAAUUGAUUAUUAUUAUGUUGUGCUGUUGUUUUAUUACUGGUUGGUAACAAACCUACUUUAAUGUAGAAAAUAACUAGACUAACCUCUACCCUGCAAAUUGACUCGGUACAGGUACCCCCUGUAUAUAGCCUCGUAAUUGUUAUUUUUAUUGUGUUACUUUUUAUUUUACUAUUUUUGCUUUAGUUUAUUUAGUAUCUUUUUCCUUAACUCUAUCUUGAACUGAUAUUUGAUAUUAUAUAAGGAGAUGGAUACAGGAUUUUAUAAUAACAUAUUUUAUAUUAUACUCUUGUAAUGUAAUAAUAUCAUACCAUACUGUUGUUUCCAUAUUUACUUGCUAUACUUGUUGAUGUUAAUGAACAUUAAUGAAUGUUAAAGGUUAGCCUUUAGUUGUUCUCAAUAUUCAGUAGUUUUAUUUAUUUUCUAUUACAACUUCCUUUUACUGUUUCCAGAGUAUAUUUCACUUAUUCAUUAUUUUAUCUAGACCAUUAAUUGCAUUCCAUUAUAGAAAUAUUUUACGUUUUUUUGAGUUGUUUUAAAUAUAUUGUAACAGCAGUCAUUUUUCUAUGAUACUAGUGUGUAGCAUUUAAAUGACUGUAUCUGUUCUGGUGCUGGUGGUGGAGUCUUCAUUUAAAGGGGCAAUCUGUGACGGGGGCAUCUGUUUUAAAAAUUUUAAUUCAUGAAAUGUACCCAUUAAUUCUUGAAGUAUAUGACUCAUAAAUGCCUCAUGAGCUUAAUUCAGCUGUCAUGUCCCAUCAGAACCCAACAUAUAAAUGUGUUUUAUUCCAUUGUUUGUAAACAAUGUAAUUGUAAACAAACACUGUUUAGCCUCAAAAACAUAGUUUAAACUAUAAUGUCAAUAUCAUGGGUGGUCAUCCUGUAUAGUCUCAGAAACAUAGUUUAAACUAUAAUGUUGAUAUCAUGGAUGGUCACCCUGUAUAGUCUCAGAAACAUAGUUUAAACUAUAAUGUUGAUAUCAUGGGUGGUCAUCCUGUAUAGUCUCAGAAACAUAGUUUAAACUAUAAUGUUGAUAUCAUGGAUGGUCAUCCUGUAUAAUCUCAGAAACAUAGUUUAAACUAUAAUGAUGAUAUCAUGGAUGGUCAGUCCUUUUGUAUUUUGUUCUGUCUAUUAAUGUCUAUUUCCAUCCUAAAGAUUUUCCCAAAACAGUGGUGGGGUUUACACUUUGUUAUUGGUUGAAAUGCAGAUUGCCCCUUUAACUAUUUCACUAUGGUACAUUCAUCCUGUACGCAGUAAAAAAAAUAUAUAUAAUAAAGUUAUGAAAAUGCC
Molecule: messenger RNA, 4259 nt
Organism: Salmo salar (Atlantic salmon)
Lineage: Eukaryota; Metazoa; Chordata; Actinopteri; Salmoniformes; Salmonidae
Source: RefSeq, a predicted model, not a curated record